CAAAACAUUUGGCAUGAUUUUUGCAAAAAUAAGUAUUUUUCUAUUUCCGGUUAUUAAAUUGUUCUAUUUCAAUUUGGUAAAUUAUUAGUGCAAACACAAACUAUAUUUGUGCUGCAUACUUAUGUAUUUGUAGUGAUAAAAGUCCUGAAGCGAGUAAAAAAAUUUCAAAAAAGUUCAAAAUUGAGGAAACAGUACUUUUCACUUUUUGAGGAAAUAAUUAAAUGACAAUGCCAGAAUAUAAUUAACUGCAAAAUGAUAUUCUAGAUCAUCAUGUCGAGUCCAGUGUGCUUUCUCUGUUUCCAAUUCGUGGACAUAAUUCCGUCAUUGGAUGAUAAGGAAACUAGACAAAUACGAAUCUCAACCCUGUGCGAAGUGCUCUUAUCGUCAACUCAUACUCGCAGGAAAGUUACUCCACAAUUUGAUGAGGAUGAGACCUGUGAACUUUGUCCCGUUUGUGGCCGCGUGAUAAGCGAGAUGGAACAAUUCCGUGACCAAAUGUCCGCCCUGGAGGAACAAAUUGGGAUAAAAAUGACUAAAAUUCGCGAAAUUAUGCUAGCUUCUUCUGGGGAAAAUGGGGACGAUGGUGGGGACAAGGCUCACAAAUUGAGGAGAAGUAUACUUAAAAUGAUGGGAGAUAAUGACGACCAACAAGACGAAAAUUUUGCUCUGGAUGAAGUGCAAAUCAAAGUCGAACAGGAUGACGGAGAUGUGUUUCUGGGUGGGGAUGACGGAAGCUUUGACGAUCAUAAUUCCCCCUACGCCGUUUCCGAACUGAACAUGGUUCCCGUAGGUGACGAUGACUAUGACGAACUCGCCUUCUGCAUCAGUCCACACCCACAAAAGAGGAGAGGGGGACGCCCGAAAUCCACUGGAAAAAAUAAUCGAAAACGAACUAAACGAAAAAUUGGAAACGACUCUCCUCCCAUUUUCGAAAACCAAACGUCAAAAGAAGCAGUACGUCGCUCAACUCGCCCUAAGAAGACAGUUCUUCCUCCGAAAGGUUUUAAUAAAACGCUGACCGUGUCGCUAGAGCGGAUUAGCGUCCCCCCAGUUGCAAAAUCCAGCCCGAUUUCUUCCACUUCAUUAUCCCCAUUCAACGACGAUGACACCCAACAAGAUUACCUUCCUUUCGAUGAUCUCGACUUAUCGAAAGAACACCAGAAAACCAAGCCAACUCAUACAUGUCCCUCUUGUCCCAGAUCAUUCACCACCUCGUCCAUCCUGUCCAAUCACAUCGCCCGACAGCACUGCAUUCCUUGUCCCGAUCCGCAUUGCCACGCCGCAUUUAGCACGACUAAGGGGAGAGACGCCCACCGAAAGGUCGCCCACCCACAGGGAGUCGAAGGUCGAAAAAGUAAGGCGCAAAGUAUCCAACUGGCCGAACGGGUGAUCGACUUUUACAAAAACGAGGCCAACCAAGACUCCAAAAAGACCGUAACAUUUUUCCGGCAGCAAGGCGUUCCACGAAGCACUGUGUUCCGCUACCUGAAACGAUUCAAGGACGAGGGUAUCGUACAAUUCAAAAAGUUACCGGGUCGGAUCCCAAGGUCGGAACUUGACUCUAUUGUUCGCCCAUUUAAAUGUUCCUCCUGCUCGAAAUCAUUCACCCGACGGGAAACCCUUUCCGAACACAUCGCUCGUGAUCACACUCGGGUGAAGGAACAUGUUUGCGAAAUUUGCGGAAAAAAUUUCUACACCAUCCUCAGCCUAAGGAAGCAUCUGAGAGGGCAUGACGAAUCGAUCCGGUCUCGGUGUGAGACAUGUGGGGAAGACUUUCUGUAUGCAAGUAGUCUCCAGACUCACCAAGUUCGAGAGCAUGGUGCUGAUCGGGUGGUUUGCGAUGAGUGUGGAGCAACUUUCACCUCAACGAAGGGAUUAUGGGAACACAAGCGGACGCACACAGGAAUAAAGGCGUACAAAUGUGAUCAAUGUGACGCCGCAUUCUCGCAAAGGCAACAACUUCGGAAUCACCUCUUGUCCCACUCUGACCAGCGACCAUACCCCUGCCCCCACUGCGAACGAGCCUUCAAAACCGGGACCAAAUUACGUGCACACAUUAUGCGGAUCCACACCCCCGGCUAUGUCACCCCCACUCCGUGCAAAUGCUCCCAGUGUGGAAAAGGCUUCCAGUACCCGUACCUUCUGAAGGCGCACGUCCUCCAAGCCCACACGGGGGAGCGGCCCUUCACCUGCAGUCAGUGUGGAAAGGGGUUCGUUACCAAGUCCGCGUUGACCCUUCAUUUGCAGCGGACGCAUGGUAUUGGCGAAGCUGUGGUAAAAAAUAGGCAACCGAGGUCCAAGAGGGACACGUUUCACGUCGAAGGAGAUCCUUAAUUUGUAAAAUUCAGAUUUUAUAAAAUUAUAGAGAAAUUAGUUCCACAUAUUGUAUUUAUGAAUUAUUAAAUACAGAACUUGAUAAUAAAUA
Molecule: messenger RNA, 2425 nt
Organism: Folsomia candida
Lineage: Eukaryota; Metazoa; Arthropoda; Collembola; Entomobryomorpha; Isotomidae
Product: zinc finger protein 254
Exons: 5
Coding region: 271-2334 (687 amino acids)
Biological process (GO): regulation of transcription by RNA polymerase II
Cellular component (GO): nucleus
Molecular function (GO): RNA polymerase II transcription regulatory region sequence-specific DNA binding; DNA-binding transcription factor activity, RNA polymerase II-specific
Source: RefSeq, a predicted model, not a curated record